GUCCGAAGACGACUCACUGACAUCGCCGCGAUCGGUUGUUCGACAUAGUACUGCAAGAUUAUAGUGCUCGCUCCGUUUCCGUUUCGCUUGGAAUUCGCCGUUUUCGUGAUCGACUGGUGGGCGCCCCUCUCCCUAGACCGACUGACUCCCCCAUCUUGCCGAGAAACCGAUGUGUGAAACAAGCUUUUGCGUUUCAAGCUGAGACACACGUACACCCGAAAACAGCGAUAAUACGAAUUGGCCACGCUCGUUGUUUGGUUAAUUCAAUUAAGUGCGUCGGACAGAAGAAAGCCACUUGGCUAGCCACCGAAACCAAGUGAUAAUCUAUCAAGCCGCCACAAAAGCGCUUUUAUUGGGCCCUAAAAAAAAAGAAAGUCGCCACACGAAGGUUACACAACCGAACCGUGCAAUUGACCCACGGAACACGGAUCACAGAUCACGGAGCACGAAUCCCCUGAACUCUCCGUGUAGUGCGGAGUACGCAACAUAAAAGCAGCAACGACACCAUGACGACUGCGGCGAAAGUAAUCUUGGCCUGCUGCCUGCUGGGCGCCUUCCACAUUCAGAUCAGCUCGUCAUCGGCCAUUCCCAUCUGGGAGUUCCUGACCCGCAACGAGAAGAUGUCCCACCUCUACUCAACAUUCGCUCAAUUGGUAAGCGUGCACUGCAAGUCAACAGCCGCCGUCGGAGGCCUCCCAGUGAACCAGUGCAAGCACAACCUGCUCGGUUACGGGUCCGCCAAGCUGCAGACGCUCUCCGACGUACAGCUGGAGGCACUAGAUCCGUAUCAGCGCGAUGCCAACGAGCUGAGUAAGUGCCUCUAUCUGCGUGGGAGAAUGAUUGAUUUCCGCGUCAGAACUUCCGCAGUGCGCAGUCGCGACGUGCUCGACGUGAGCUCUAAAUCUCGGUGUCGAUCUAAUCGCUCUUUUCUUCCGCAGUCUGGUCAUCGAUUAUGGGGGACCAUCCGAGCGGAGCCAGCCUGGUGACAACGAGGCAGCCGCUCCAACAGCCCCUGCCAACUCCUCCUGCGUCCUCUCUGAUCAUCCUAACGCGCCAGCAACUUCCGCACGGAGCAUCCCAUGCCCACCCCAUCCAGAGCUCCGGCUCCGCCACCAAUCCAAUCUUCGAGAGCGGCGAGCAGAAGCACAAAUACGCCAUGGACAUGGACAAGGCCUACGGCUACGGGCCGCAGUCCAGCAGUGAGCUCCCAAUGGCCGCCGCACUGACUUCAGAACCGUCCAAAAGAUUCCUCACCGGACCUUUGGUGAUCCGGGUGCGACCCGAUGGCUCCCCGGUGGAGGAGGACAAGAUGAUGCCACUGCCGCGGGACGAAGACCUGCCCUACUUUCAUCUUGGUCUGGCCGCCGCUCAGCCCAACAGGCACCGCAAGAUCGCCACAAUCAGCUCCUUAAAGCAGCAGCACUUCGCCUCUAUCCUGCAGAGCGACCUCCAGCCACCCCACCAGACGCAGAGGCGUCUGUUCCGCCAGCAACAGGCGUAAGAUCGCGGUCAGAGGAUCCGCAGGCCUAGACCUAAGUCCUUGUGUGAAUGUGAUAGAGCAGAUGAGGAGAUCCUGCAUCAUAGAGUGCGAGAGUGAACGUGUGAGUCUUCUAGUUGUAGCCGUUUGAGGAGUUUUCUUGAAUGCACUUGAGCUUUAAUGGAAUUUCGUAUCGUAUUCGUUUAAGUUUUUUUAAUUUUAUUUAUUCGCGUGCAUUAGUCGUAAGAUCACAUAGAGAUUCUUGAGUAAUAAACCGCAUGAUGAUUAUCAUUGUUACGAACGU
Messenger RNA from Drosophila melanogaster (fruit fly), 1781 nucleotides. It is a transcript of the gene Reg-5, whose product is annotated as rhythmically expressed gene 5. The coding region runs from base 953 to 1501 and encodes 182 amino acids. Lineage: Eukaryota; Metazoa; Arthropoda; Insecta; Diptera; Drosophilidae. The record is from RefSeq and is marked reviewed. The transcript has 2 exons.